AAAUAAUUACUUCAAUGUUGUUCGCGCCGUGUGUGAGAGCUGCACUGAUUGGGUGUAACAGGUGGUAGUGCUUGUGCGCUAUCACCUGUUAAGACGCCUUAUCAGCUUAUUACCGUGUUAUUCGAUCGGUUUUUUAUUCAAAAUGUAAGUGUGUACCGGUUGUUAUAUUAUACAUUUUAGUUUUUAAGUUAUAUUGUUUUUUUCAUUUGAAGUAAUUGUUGUUUUGGUAUUAAUCAGUAAAAACUUUGCUCAAUUUUUCGUUUUAAAAUAUAUCGUUCAUAUUAUAAUUGUAAAUUCGUAUAGUUGUAUUCUGUUUUAUGUUUUAUUGGUUAUAACAUUAUUACAAUAAAGCUACAGGUGGUAUAUCACUUUUAUAAAUGGUAGUUCAUUUUAUUCAUGGUAUUCAAACAAAAUUAAAAAUUGAAUACAAUAAUAUGAACUUUUGAGAAGAGAAAAAAACAUAUAAAAAGAAGAUAUGUCGUAAACCAUAGUUGAACCUGUAUAUAUUUUAUAUUGUAGAGUAUAAAUAAUUCAAUUUGUAUAAUAUACUUAUUAAAUUUUGUUCAAUAAGAAUCUUUUUUAAAGAAAUACAUUUUUUUGGUACAACAUUUGUUUCAAAAAAAUUGUGGAAGUGUAACAUCAAAUAAAGAGAGAAAAAAAUGAAUUAUCCAGUUUUUUUAAGCUUAUGUUUGUUUUUUUUCGUUGCAUGUGGUAUUCAUGACGAUGAUCAAAAUGCAGAUACUGAUGAUAUCCCAGUUGAAAACCAAAAUGAAGAACCAUAUAGUAUUCAAAACGAUGGCCAAAAUGAAGAACCUGAUGGUAUCACAGUCAAAAAUCAAAAUGAAGAAUCAUGUGCUAUUCAAGGCGAAGACCAUAAUGAAAAACAGUUAUGCUCUGUCUGUUAUGACAAAAAUCCAGAUACAUCUAUAGGAGAAUGUUCACACAAAUUUUGCAAAGGAUGUAUAGAUACUUGGAAAAUAAAUAAGAGAAGCUACCGUUGUCCUUUAUGCAAUCAAGUAUACGAUAAUCUUGACGUUCAAGAAGAUAACAAUACAGCUUCUCUAGAUACAAUGAUUGAUUUGCUUGUAGCUAUGAGAAAUAUUACUAUGACGUUUGAUAACACUGAAGACAAUUUUCAAGUUACAAAUAACAAUACGACAUCAGUUCAUACUGAUGACGAUAGGAUUCCUCAAGAAACAAGUGUAUUCAAUAUUCAAGAGGAAGUGCUUAACGAUUCUGAAAUCCCAGAUAUAGUUAUUAAUUAUUUUGAUGACUUUCUUGCAAUUUUAAGAAGUAUCAAUAUGACUUCAAAUAACACUGAUGACAAUACGACUUCUCAAGAAACAAGAUUACAAGAUUUUUUUGAAGAUCCUUACUAUUCUAUUGACAUGUUCGCAGCUAUGAGAUAUAUGUAUACAACUUCUGAUGAUAUUGAUAACAAUGUGACUUCAGAUAGUACUGAUGACAAUACGACUCCUAUAGAAACAAAUGACAUUGGUAAUAAGAGCUAUUGGAAUUAAUACAAGUAGAAGUUAUUUUUUAAAUCUUAGUAUGACUUCAAGUUAGAGUCUAAUGUUUUCUACAAAAAAUUUAAAAACAAUUUUGAGAAUAAAAUAUUUAUGUUUUAAAAAUGAUUAUUUUACCUUAUUAUAAAUAUCGCAUUUCUAUUUA
Molecule: messenger RNA, 1671 nt
Organism: Daktulosphaira vitifoliae (grape phylloxera)
Lineage: Eukaryota; Metazoa; Arthropoda; Insecta; Hemiptera; Phylloxeridae
Exons: 26
Coding region: 660-1520 (286 amino acids)
Source: RefSeq, a predicted model, not a curated record